AUGUACAGUACAUUCGCUCCGAUGAGAUUUGCUCCGUACACACCACUGGCUAUGCCAACCCAGAGAUUUCAACAGCAAGCCCCCGAGGCGCUGUGCUCGUGUUGUUUUUACAAUUCAAGCUGCUGUUAUUCGAAUUACGGUUCGGGAUUUGGGUUGUAUGGAUGUGCUGAAGUGCUUCCAAAGCCUCCGUAUUCGUACGUGGCUCUCAUAUCCAUGGCUAUCAAGAGCUCCCCCGAGAAAAAAGUCACAUUGAGCGGGAUUUACCAAUUUAUUAUGCUGAAUUUUCCGUACUACCAGCAGAGCAGAAGAGGCUGGCAAAACAGCAUCAGACACAAUCUCUCGCUAAACAAAUGCUUUGUGAAAAUUCCCCGAGACAAAUCAGAUCCAGGAAAAGGCUGUUACUGGGCGCUAGAUUCGUCCUUUGAGGAAAUGUUUGAAGAAGGACGAUUUUGGAGAAGAAAGCGCAGGCCAAAACACACCGGGCAAGCGAGAGACCCACAGGACGAAAUAUCGACAAACCCAACCAGGGAAGACGAACGAACUGCAGAGAAAGAUGCACAGAAAGCUGACGGCACAAAGUCUCGUACCGAAAACGAAGACAGGAAGCUAAAGACUUCCGACAAUGAGCUUUAUCGUGUAAAUUCUUCGGAGUUGUCAAGCGUAAUGACUGGACAAGGACGAUGUUUUUCACAACAAAGACACUCUACCUACCCCGGCGAGCAGAAGCUAACCACGGCUAUCAAUCAGAGUGUUCUCGGUGCAAAACGCAAUUCGCCAGCUUGUGGUUUGAAAUUCAGCAUCGAGAGUCUCCUUAACCGAUGA
Messenger RNA from Orbicella faveolata, 822 nucleotides. RefSeq lists its product as uncharacterized. Gene Ontology annotation, biological process: regulation of transcription by RNA polymerase II; cell differentiation; anatomical structure morphogenesis. Lineage: Eukaryota; Metazoa; Cnidaria; Anthozoa; Scleractinia; Merulinidae. Gene Ontology annotation, molecular function: RNA polymerase II cis-regulatory region sequence-specific DNA binding; DNA-binding transcription factor activity, RNA polymerase II-specific. The record is from RefSeq and is a predicted model, not a curated record.